Striga asiatica is the source of this 426-nucleotide messenger RNA. The record is from the annotation of a GenBank genome assembly. NCBI's taxonomy places the organism in Eukaryota, Viridiplantae, Streptophyta, Magnoliopsida, Lamiales, Orobanchaceae.
AUGGCGGUGCCAUCAAAUUCGGUGCUGCGGGGAGAGACGGAAGUUCUGCGGCUGGGUUCCAGGGUUGCCAGGACGGAGGUCGCCAGCGACGACGAGGGCUGGUGUUCGGCGGUCGUGGAAAUUGAUCGGUGGAAAAAGCGGUCUCGUGGAGAGCUUCUCAGUAGGCCAAUUUCAAUUAUCAAACAUCCAAUUUCAAGGUGGAGAGCUUCUCGAGUAGGUCGAUCUAAUUGCUCUCGUCUCGUGGAGCCGCCUAGGAUGACGGCGGCGAAGGUCGGGCCGAUUCGAGCGGUCGGCAGCGGCCAGAUGCUCACCAGCGAGAGCAAGAAAUCGUCGUGGUGCUCUGUGCGUAUGUUUGAGAGAAAGAGAUUGAAUAGGUGGAGAAGAACCGAAUGUGGAAGGGGCCCACAUGGACCUGAAACAGCAUGA